UAAAUUAUAACGUGCUCGCAGUUUAAGUGUGAAAAUAGUAACGUAAUGUUUUAAAGAAAAUAUUGGUUUGAGUAACAGUUUUUAUUUCCUAAAUUUGGAGUGAUUUUAAAAGUUUAUCCUUAAUUCAAGAAAUUUAACAUGUCUAUGUUAGCUGAAAGAAAGCGAAAACAAAAAUGGUGUUUAAAUCCAAGAGGAAAAGAUUGGUCAGAAGAUUCCAAUAAAUUUGGUCAGAAAUUGCUAGAAAAAAUGGGUUGGAGCAAAGGAAAAGGUUUGGGCGCAAACGAAGAUGGAAUCACCGAACAUGUUAAAGUCUCGUUCAAACAUGAUAGUAAAGGAAUGGGUUUUAAGGAAGAUCAAGAUCCCUGGACAGAAAACGAAGUAGGUUUUGCAAAUUUACUAAAGAACCUGUCAACACAAAAUACAAACAGUCUUAAAUUGGGAUCGGAUGGUGGAUCAGAUAAUUCUGAAUGUGCGGAUGUGUUAAAUAUACAAUCGUUAGAAAAUAAAUCGAAAUCAUCACGAGCGAGAGUUCAUUAUCGAAAGUUCACGCGUGGUAAAGAUUUAUCACGAUAUUCUGCAAAAGAUUUAGCUCAGAUAUUUGGAAAAUCUUCAUUGGAUAUUGAAACAUCCACUACAGCGACGUCAACUCUUCGAGCAAUUAAAUCUGACGAAAAUCAAGUGACAUCUACAACAAAUUUUGGAGAACAGGGUGAAGAGUCGUAUAACGAGAACCUCACCGUUUCCGACACAAAUAUGACGGAAUAUUUUUUAAGAAAAAUGAAUGGCAAAAAUACUAAAGUGGAAACAGUAACAUCAUCUCAUGCUGAUGAAGAAAAUCAUUUACCAGAAAUUGACACAACUGUGCCACCAACGGAUACGAUUACUACUACGUACGAAAAACCAGCUAAAGCCUCUAAAAAGAAAAAGAAGAAAUCACAUGCUGUUAACGAAAUUUACGAGAGUCAGAAACCUGACUCUUCUCAACCGGAGGCGGUCAUCAAACUGAAAAGGAUAGAUUGUUCUCCAAACAUUAAACCAGAAUAUGUAGCAGAAAAGGAUGCUUCACCAAAAGAGGUCAAAUUGGAAAACGGUGAUGAUAGUAAAACAACAAUUCCUAAUAAAUUUCAACCAUACGUCGAAUUAGAAAAAAUAGACUAUUAUGUGGAGACGAAGAAUGAUUGUAAAAAGAAAAAGAAACACCAUGAUGAAAACUCUCUUAAAAUAAAACUUAAGAAAAAGCACACGUAUGAUAAUCCUGCGUUAAACAUCAACGAUACUAGCAACGACAUUGAAAAUAAUAAUGUGAACGAAGUCGAGCGAAAAAUAAAAAAGAAGAAAAAGAAGAAGGGAAUUGAAAAUCCAGCAUUGGAAUUAAGUAACUCCGAUGAAUCCGCGACACCAAAGAAAAAGAAACGUAAAACAACGUUCAUAUCGUAUAUGAAUUCAAAUGCAGAAAAUACAUUGACAGUUAAAAGUGUGCCAAAGAAACGUAAGCGAUCUCACUUAACCGAAGAUUUAGGAUAUGAAUUAACUCACGAUGCGACAAAACAUAGCAAACGUUCCAUGGAUAAUCCGACCGAAAACACACUGACAGUAAAGAGUAUACCAAAAAAACGUACACGGUCGCACUCAACCGAUGAGUUAGGUUAUGACAACCCAGCAUUUACUCACAUUUCCAAAAAACGCAGCAAACUUACCAUGGAUAAUGAAUCUGGUUACGAUAAUCCCGCGUUUUCACAAAAUAACACAACAGAAUUCGAAGGAAUUACUACACCGAACUCAAAACAAGGUAUCUGUAAUUUUGGAUGCGAAGACUACGAAGAUUUGCCAAUUGCAUUCAGUGAAGUGAAAAAAACCGGCAUGGUACAUGUCGAAUACAAGAAAAUGCCAAAUAAUAGUACACCAAAAAGCGCGCUCAAGAAAAAAACGUUCGAUCACGUAAUAGUUCGACCACGAAAAUCCGUGCAAAUAAACGAAUCGAUCAACGAGGAGAAGUAUAUUACAGAUGAUUCAGAAAACGAGGGUGAUGAAGACGAUGAAGAAAACACUUCGAUAUCACAACGUAUCGAUAACUAUCAAACUCAAUUAGAAAAUUCGUUAAAUGAAAAAAAAUGUGUGAAUGGUAAAGAUCACACAUCCAAAAAAUUUAAAAAUAUUGCGUUAAAAAAAUUAUCGCAACGUCGUGUUUCUGUUGUUUUUCCUGGAGUCAAACAUGAAAAUAUUAUUAAAGGUUAUGGAAAUAAAAAUUAAAAUUUUAUUCUUGAU
This is a messenger RNA of Chrysoperla carnea, 2265 nucleotides long. RefSeq names its product G patch domain-containing protein 4-like. Gene Ontology annotation, molecular function: telomerase inhibitor activity; nucleic acid binding. Lineage: Eukaryota; Metazoa; Arthropoda; Insecta; Neuroptera; Chrysopidae. Gene Ontology annotation, cellular component: nucleolus. The record is from RefSeq and is a predicted model, not a curated record. The transcript has 5 exons. The coding region runs from base 139 to 2250 and encodes 703 amino acids. Gene Ontology annotation, biological process: regulation of ribosome biogenesis.